Lecanosticta acicola is the source of this 777-nucleotide messenger RNA. Lineage: Eukaryota; Fungi; Ascomycota; Dothideomycetes; Mycosphaerellales; Mycosphaerellaceae. The record is from the annotation of a GenBank genome assembly.
AUGGCUGCGGCUGAGUACUACACUCCCGGCGGACAACAGCCCACGGGACCCCAGCCGGGUCUCGCUCCGCCUUCACACGGGAACCUGAACCCGCCCUACCCUCUGUCAGACGCGCCGCCGCCCUACAGCCAAUUCGAUCAAAGACCUCACUCACAACCGCCGCCGCAGCACCGACCAUCCGCUCCCGGCGAGCAGUACUAUCCACCACCGCCUUCAAAUGGAUACCCCGCGUACCCACCACACAAGAGCGGGAGGCCACCGCAAAACAUGCAUAAACCGCCGGGCACGCCAGGACCAUAUCCACCACAGCCAUAUCCACAGCAGGCACAAUAUCUGCAGGCACAACCGCAGGGAUACUUUGGGCUAGCUGGCACACCGGCCAUGCAACAGGUCUAUGCAAAUGGAAACGCAGACGGUCGCAAGCCUUCCUCUACACCCGCUUACGGACCACCACGCAGUCCUUAUCGCGAUGAUUCGCAGAGCAGGAGUCGAAGUCGCGGAGCGCAUCAUAGCCACCACCAUCACAAGCCAGAGGUGAAGCGGAAGCACUCCAGUGGCGUCCAUUCCUUUCUCGGCGCCGGCGGUGGUGCCAUCAUCGGAGACGCCAUAUUCCCAGGUCUUGGCACUCUCGGCGGUGCAAUCUUGGGUGGACUGGGCGGCCACGAAUAUGGAAGGCAACGCAGAUCCUACAGCAACCCAGGGCGAAUCAAAGGACAAACUCACAGCAACGAGUAUGAGCAUUACGAGAACGACCACCGGAGAGGAAGAAGAGCAUGA